Molecule: messenger RNA, 765 nt
Organism: Thelazia callipaeda (thelaziosis nematode)
Lineage: Eukaryota; Metazoa; Nematoda; Chromadorea; Rhabditida; Thelaziidae
Source: the annotation of a GenBank genome assembly
AUGGAAAGCCUAAUUGCUUCGAAUAUUGAUGCAUUGUUGCAUUUCUUAUUUCCAAAUGAUUGUUAUGAACUCGUGCUACUAAAGUACAAGUUCGUUCAUCAGGAAUGUUUGUCGAUGUUUAUAUCGAGAUUGCUGGGAAUAGGCAUCACAUAUACAUCGUUAAUAUUAUUUUUGCCUCAAAUUUUGAAAAUUCAACUUGCACGAUCUGGUAAAGGGAUUUCGCUGUUAUCACAGUUACUUGGAUUAUUUCCUUGCUUUGCAAUAAGCUCUUAUGGAUACGCCAGUGGAUAUAUUUUUAGGCUUGUUAUUAUUGAAUUUUGUUCUACACAUCAGUGGGGUGAUUCAUUUUUCGUAUCAAUUCAAAUGAUUAUAAUAAUUAUGCAAAUACUUUGGUUUUCAUCACGACAAACUUAUGCAUUGGUAUUUUUGGCAUUUUGUUGGACAUUAAGCUGUGCAGUGAUGAAUAACUUCGUUCCGCUGAAUCUGCUUGCAUUGCUUCAGGGCAUUGUUAUUCCAUUUCUGGUCAUGGCCAAAGUUUUACAAAUCCGAGCAAAUUAUCAGGAGCAGAGUACCGGCCAAUUAUCACUGAUAUCCGUAUUUUUCCAGUUCUCAGGUUCUGCUGCUAGAAUAUUUACUUCCUGGAAAGAAACAGGCGAUCAACUCAUCAUUAUGAAUUACCUUAUCAGUGCAGUACUAAAUGGCAUAAUAUUCAGUCAAUUUUUCAUUUACUGGAGCAAUUCGAUGCAGACGAAAAAAACAGCUUGA